CCCUUAUUUGGUAAUGGCCCAGAUCAUGUGACUACAAAAUGGUGGAAGCUGUGAGCUGUUUGUAAGCUGAGCAUCUCCAUCGAGAGGCUGGGAGCAGGAAAUAGACAGAGAACUUGGAAGUACAUCCAUGAUCUGAGACACAGGAGGACAGAGAUUCCCGUGCCCCAGCAGUGGUCCUCCUGUGGAUGCACCUGGUGUCAGAGAGUAAAAUGAAUCCUGAGGGGGGCGAAGGCAGACCAGUCCCUCCUACCUCUCUACCCCUACAAGGAGGUCCCACCCAAAGAAAAAAGCUAUCUGCCCCUCGUAUCAGCCUGUCACUGGACCAGAGUGAGGAUGAUUUGGGGGAAACGCCAGAUGAUCUUGACAUUAACGUCGACGACCUCGACACUCCAGAUGAAGGGGAUUAUCUCGACUACACAGACCAUGAAAUGGACUGGGAAGACCCCAAUGCAGCCAGUAGGAGUGGGACAAGUGAGCCGUACAAUCCAAUCCCGACAUACAGCGCUGAGGAGGAGCGUCAGGACAGCAAGCUAUGGAGGACAGUCAUCAUUGGGGAACAGGAGCAUCGCAUCAACAUGAAGAUCAUUGAGCCUUACAUGAGAGUCAUCUCUCAUGGAGGCUACUAUGCCAACGGAGUGAAUGCCAUCAUAGUGUUUGCUGCCUGUUUCCUGCCAGACAGUGACAGAGAGGACUACCAUGAAAUAAUGGAGAAUCUCUUCCUAUAUGUAAUCAGCACGCUGGAGCUGAUGGUAGCAGAGGACUACAUGAUCGUGUACCUGAAUGGAGCCACUCCCCACAGAAGAAUGCCAGGCCUUGGUUGGCUGAAGAAGUGCUAUCAGAUGAUUGACAGAAGGCUCAGGAAGAAUUUGAAAUCCUUCAUUAUUCUUCAUCCAUCAUGGUUCAUCAGGACGGUUCUAGCCAUCACCAAGCCCUUCAUCAGCGCCAAGUUCAGCAGCAAGAUAAAGUAUGUGAGCAGUCUGGAUGAGCUGCAAGAACUCAUCCCCAUGGAUUGCAUCCAGAUCCCAGAGUGCAUUGUUAGACUUGACAAGGAACUGAAGGAAGCCGCAGAGAACUCAAAAGUGAAUAGUUUUCUGUACGGACCGGAGCCAACAGCAGCAGGCAGAACAGACAGACCAGACAAAGCCGGUGCCAGCAGCUCUUAAACCCAAACAUCCUAAAUGGAUGGGUCACCUCAAUGUUCAGAAUUCACUGUUGUAGUGUAUGGGUGAAGCUGGGAAGCGGAGGAAAAAGGCUUGUAAAGCAAAUGUAUGUGUGUUUUUGUGUGUGUAUGUGUGUCAGUGUUUGUCAAGUAGACACUGGAGUUUAAUAUGAAAACACAACUUACAAUAGUACACGUGAACAUUCAGAGUUAGAUCUCAUUCUUUACUGCUGCUGUAGCAUCUACUGUACCUUUACACCUGCAAUCCACUCUACUAUAUAGUCAAGUGUGAUGCUUGACAGCACCUACAGAGUAGCAUCAUUGUUCACGGGUAGGGUAGGAAAUGCAAUUACACACCAGACAGUGCACUGCGCAAAUCCAUUUGUAGAGUCUAUAGUGUCGUAGUUGUGUGCAUGAGAAGCAGUGAAGCAAUAAUAUCACCCUUUACCGGUUACACAGUCUCAGUAUUUCAGAUAAGGAGGCGACAUGUGUGUCAGCAGUCUACGAUGAAAGAACCAGGUGUGCCCAAAAAAAACCUUGUUCCAUAGGUGAUGACCAACUAUUGCAGUUCAACAAUCCAAUCCUUUGUCUUAAUAUUUGUUCCAAAACUGGGGAAUAAGCUUAUAAAAUAGAUAUUUUAGCUUUAUAAGGUCAAUAUGAAACCAAGGAGGAAUAAGUUAAAUAUGAAAUUAAGUUAUCCGUGCAUUGUGAGAGCAUGUCCUUUUAGCCAUGUUCUGCAAAUAUGUGUGUGUGUGACUGUGUGUGUGUGUGUGUGUGUGUGUGUGUGUGUGUGUGUGUGUUUUGUUAAUUUCUGUCAGAUACAUAAACCAGGAAUUAUCUCUUCAGCUUCUCCUAAAUCAUCAGGAAGUAACCUCAGACAAAAACAAAGAUGGGAUCUCUGUAAAGCACAAUUAUCUUCUCUGUGUGUGUAUGUAUGUGUGUGUGUGUGUCUGUGUGUGUGUGUGUGUGUGUGUGUGUGUGUGUCUCCACACGCAUGUAUGUGUGCAUCAGUGCAUGUAUCCUCAUAGAUAAGUGAUGGUCCUCUCACCCAUGACUCUUCUACUAUGGUGUAUUGAGGAUGCGCAAAGAAAUUAUGGAUCACUGUCUAGUAAUUCAAUAAAA
Messenger RNA from Thunnus maccoyii (southern bluefin tuna), 2281 nucleotides. It is a transcript of the gene prune2, whose product is annotated as prune homolog 2 with BCH domain. The record is from RefSeq and is a predicted model, not a curated record. Gene Ontology annotation, cellular component: cytoplasm. Lineage: Eukaryota; Metazoa; Chordata; Actinopteri; Scombriformes; Scombridae. Gene Ontology annotation, biological process: apoptotic process. The coding region runs from base 186 to 1163 and encodes 325 amino acids. The transcript is spliced from 11 exons.